AUGCAAGGAAAAUUGAAUAUUGCAGAAUCGAGCCAUAAAUCGAUGCCAACGUUUUCAUUUCCUGAUGGUUUAGCUCAUUUCAAUCACAAUGAUCGAUCGUAUCGAUGUUGCUGUGGCUUAUUGCAUAUUAAGACUGCAAUGACAGUUUCUGCUAUCGUGUACAGUAUGCUUCUGGUAUUUCUUCUUGCUGCCAUUAUUUUUGAAUACGCUAGAUUCGACUUUUAUCGACUACUCACCACCGAAUUCACUGGUGUCAUAUCAAUAUUGCUUAUCAUUCAUGCAGUUAUUCGAGAGGACCCCCUCACAGCUGUGAUAUUCUUCGCUGUUCAGAUUGCUACAUUCAUCGUUAUGAGUUUAUUGUGGGCUUUCGGAUUUCGAUUUGGUGCAAUUUUCGACAUAUCAAUUGGUUUCUGUGCACACCCGAUGUUCAUCGCGAUCGGAUAUUUUGGAUACAAAUAUUUCAGUGAUUGGAGAAGUUAUCGACAACGACCAUCGAUCUCGUACACUAUGCGAACAGAUCAGUAA
Molecule: messenger RNA, 525 nt
Organism: Anisakis simplex (herring worm)
Lineage: Eukaryota; Metazoa; Nematoda; Chromadorea; Rhabditida; Anisakidae
Source: the annotation of a GenBank genome assembly